Cucumis melo (muskmelon) is the source of this 1113-nucleotide messenger RNA. RefSeq names its product histone H1-like. Lineage: Eukaryota; Viridiplantae; Streptophyta; Magnoliopsida; Cucurbitales; Cucurbitaceae. Gene Ontology annotation, molecular function: structural constituent of chromatin; nucleosomal DNA binding; double-stranded DNA binding. Gene Ontology annotation, cellular component: nucleosome; nucleus. Gene Ontology annotation, biological process: chromosome condensation; nucleosome assembly; negative regulation of DNA recombination. The coding region runs from base 115 to 912 and encodes 265 amino acids. The transcript is spliced from 2 exons. The record is from RefSeq and is a predicted model, not a curated record.
CAUGAUUUCGUUUGAUUAUAUAAACCGCUCGCAACCGUCUCUCUCCUCAUCGAAUUUUCUCUCUCUAAAACCAUUUCCUCUCCCCCGUUUCUAAUCGAUUCCGUUCUUCCAAUAAUGUCUUCCGCCGCCGAUCCCGUUGUCUCAUCCGACGCUCCCGCUGCCGCAGAUGCAGCGGUGGCCCAGCCAGCUGAGAACGAUUCGAAGUCCAAGAAAGCUGCGGCAUCCAAAGCAUCGAAGGCCAAGAAACCAUCUGGUGCGAAGAAGGCUAGAUCUUCUCCGACUCACCCUCCGUUCCUUCAGAUGAUUAGCGAAGCGAUCGUUUCUCUGAAGGAGAGAACCGGCUCGAGUCAGUACGCCAUUACGAAGUUCACCGAAGAGAAACACAAACAAUUGCCUUCCAAUUUCAGGAAGCUUUUGCUCGUUCAUCUCAAGAAACUAGUCGCCGCUGAUAAACUCGUUAAGGUAAAGAACUCCUAUAAGCUUCCAUCGGCUCGUUCUAUUCAAGCGAAAGCCGCAGCAGCAGCACCAGUCGCCACCAAGAAGCCUGUAAGCUCAAAGCUCAAAGCAGUAGCAAGCAUCAAGAAACCCGCCGUUGCCAAACCGAAAGCCAAAACUGCUGCAAAAUCGAAGCCGAAAGCUGUAGCGAAGCCGAAGCCGAAGACAGUCACUAAAUCCAAGACCGUCGCAAAACCAAAAACCGCCGCCAAGACGAAGGCAGCUGAGAAGGUUAAGAAGGUUGCUCCGAAACCUAAAGCGGGAGCCAAGGCUACGAAAGUAGCGAAAACACUGUCGCGAACGUCGCCAGGAAAGAGAGCUGCACCGGCGGCAAAAGCGAAGAAGGUAGCAGCGAAGAAGCCAAAGACGGUAAAGUCGCCGGCGAGGAAAGUCCAGGCAAGGAAAGUCAAGAAAUGAAUUAUGUGCUUAGGGGUUUUUGAUUAAUUUCUAGGGUUUUCUUUUUCUCUGGUACUUAUCAAUAGUACGUAGCAAUGUAAAUUAGGGGAUAUGAUAUGAGAUGCAACCGUUCGUUGUUAUACAAUAUUUUUAUCAAAUGUUAGUUUGGUAAAUUCAAUGGUCUUUUUCUUUGAAUGAAAUGAGUGAUCAUCUCUUUGUUUC